Molecule: messenger RNA, 1848 nt
Organism: Anopheles marshallii
Lineage: Eukaryota; Metazoa; Arthropoda; Insecta; Diptera; Culicidae
Product: sodium-coupled monocarboxylate transporter 1-like
Exons: 4
Coding region: 1-1848 (615 amino acids)
Biological process (GO): transmembrane transport; sodium ion transport
Cellular component (GO): membrane
Molecular function (GO): symporter activity
Source: RefSeq, a predicted model, not a curated record
AUGUGGGGCCAAAACAGUUCCUUCGUUCGUUUUUGCAACUUGUACUUCCGGGAACAGCUGCAGGAGCAGCAGCAACUGCAGCAGUCCGCGACCGAGCGCGACACGACGAACGAUGUCUGGAACUACGUUGUGUUCGUAUCCUUCGUGGUUGUAUCGGCGCUGAUCCCGAUCCGGAAGCGGCUCUGCCGUCGGAGCACAAACAGCAAGAGCAAGCAGGACUAUGUGUUCGGAGCCGGUCAUAUUUCUACCCUCGCGAUGAUGCUAUCGAUCGCGCGCGGUACCCUGGGUGUGAUCUCCGUGUUGGGCUAUCCGAGCGAAUUCUUCUACCGUGGUUCGGCCAUGUGGGAGUCCCUGUACGGUGUCAUCACCGCGUAUCCGAUCGUAUGCUUUGUCUUCAUACCGGUGUACUUCGAUCUGGGCAUAACGUCCGUCUACCAGUAUUUGGAGCUGCGCUUCAACAGUCGUUUAGUGCGUUGUCUAGCGUCAGGUACUUACAUACUGAGGACGUUGCUGAGCUUAGGCGUUACUAUCUACACCCCGACCGUUGCCCUGAACACAAUCAUCGGGGUGCCGUACUGGGUGUCACUGCUCUCCAUUACGUUGAUCAGCAUCUUCUUCAAUGCGCUCGGAGGGCUAAAGGCAGCAGUUGCCGCAGACGUUAUACAGAGCCUCAGCAUGACGGCAAUGCUGGUCGGAAUCAUCAUCUACUGCAGCAUUACGGUCGGUGGUGUGGAUCAGAUAUUCACCAUCAGCUCGGAGAACGAUCGCUUUGCGUUCUUCAACUUUGCGGCCGAUCUUCAUCUGCGUGUUACGACAACGUCCGCCUGGUUGGGUGAGCUGUUCAACUCGCUCAGUCUGCUCGGCUGCCAGCAGAACUUUGUCCAGCGUUACCUGAGCAUGCCGACGUUCGGCCAGAUUCGCCGCACGCUGAUGUGGAACAUCCCGGUAGUGAUACUGCUGUUCUCGCUGCCCUGGUUGGUCGGGAUGGCCAUCUAUGCGAUCUACUGGCAUUGUGAUCCCCUGAAGGCGAGCGUGAUCGCGAAGAUGGAUGAAAUACUGCCCUACUUUAUGCUGGAUCGGUUCGACAGUGUACCGGGCGUUUGGGGCAUCUUCGUGGGGACGCUUUUCAAUGGGGCGCUCACGUUAAACAUCUCCAACAUUAACUCACUGGCCACGGUGACCUGGGAGGAUUUCCUCUCGCUAAUACCCGCACUGCGCAAGAAGAGUGACAAACAUCAGCUGAAUGUGAUAAAGCUCGUCGGUACGAUCUACGCGGUGGUGAUCAUGGGCGUUGGUUUCAUCGUUGGUCUACUGUCCGGUGUGAUCGAAUCGUCGAUGCUGAUCAUCUCGGCCACUUCCGGUCCGCUGCUGGGUGUGUUUGUGCUGGCUAUGUUCAUACCGUUCGCCAAUUGGAAGGGUGCUGCGAUGGGCAUGGUUGCAUCCCAUUUAUCGAUCCUAUGGAUCGUGGUUGGCCGGUUAAUUGAAAGCAACGUUAGCGACACACUGUUGGAUACAUCGAUCGAGGGGUGUUACGCGGAUUUGAUGGAGGCGCAAAAGAACGCAUCCCUGCUGGUGGUCGGUCUGGAGGAGGGUGUUGAUGCGAUCGAGACGAGCAAUCUGCUCAAUCGAAUCUACUCGAUUACGUACAUGUACUACGGUGUGUUCGGGACGGUGCUCACUGUGCUGGCGGGGAUCGUUAUCAGUCUCGCCACCUGGAGCAGCCACGAUCAGUACAACAUGAAGAUGCUACAUCCGGCAGUACGGUGGCUCUAUUCCCGCUGUCCAUUCAGUGGCAAGCACUUUGGAUCGUUCGAGGUAACAACGAAAGAAGCGGCACCAAAGUGUUGA